UCCAAAAAAAGUUGAAAAAAAGUACUGCUGAGGGUUUUCCAGCUGAGACUCUAUGUAGGUAGGAAAGCCCUGGCUGCACUGUCUGCAAAGGAGCAGGCAGGGCAUGUGCACUUUCUUGGGGUCUGUACUUGUGCUGCUUAGCCUGAGAAACUCCUGGGAGGUUGGGAGGUCAGAGGGAAGGUCAGGUCUUAUAAGCUGUAUCCUUCAGAGUUGUACAGGUGUGCUCUAGUUUUGGCAUGAUAGUGUUUUGCUUGGUUUUUCCCUGCCUACAAAGUGUUUCCAAAUGUACUGAGCCACACCAUUUCCUUGUCACAAAGCUGAUGUGUGCAUUGUCUUGGAAGAAAACUGUUCAGGCUAAGUGUGCUUUGUUGUCCAUUACCUGGAGUAUCUGUCUUAAGUGCUUGGAACCAGGUUACCUGCAGCCCACCUGUGAGACACAGAAUCCUGUGCUGCUUUUCUUACAGGCACCUGCCUGGACUGCAGAGACAGAACAGCUGUCUGGGAGAGGCUGGUUGGUUUUGUCUGCUCUGAACAGGUUGUCCAGGUUUAACCCCAGCCAGCAACAAAGCACCGGGCAGCUACUCACUCAAUCACUCCCCUGCCAGCCCCAUCAGGGACAGAAUCGGAAGAGUAAAACACUUGUGGCUUGAGAAGAAGUUGGUUUAGUAGGUACACCAAAAGCUUUGCAUGCAAGCAAAGCAAAACAAGAAAUCAAACCGCUUUUUUAAACAGCAGUUUUUCAAUGUUUGAAAUAACCAAGCCAGAGUUUCCAGUUGUACUUUGUACUUUGUACAUUUGUUAUUACAUAUGAAGAAAGUUUUUCAUUGUAACACAGGAAAACACAUAAUCAAACUGAAAGUGAUACUCCUUUCUGGAUUCCUGGAAAUGGAAUUGAAACUUCUUUUAUGGCUAAGCUAUUAAGGUUAUACAGAACUUCUGAACUUUCCUGCGCUCAGGGCGUUCUCUCUGCACACCCUGACAAGGGACCACCAUGUGAGGGCAGCAUUUCGACCGCUCACGUCUCUACUUCAUACUGCAAUACAAGAGAGCUGGCAUUAUUUUAUCUGGGAAAUUGUCUUCUUGUUCUUGAAAGCUGCAACAUUUCACAGAAUGCAGAAAUUUACAUUUGUACUGUGCUUCACUUUCCAGUCAGGGUGAUGUUGCUCAUUAUGGGAUGCCUGUCCAUGGAGCCUUUGGGUGCAUUGACAGGAUUUGGUGGAACACUGCCCAAAACCAUAAAGUGAGUGUGAGGAGGAGCAGCAAAUCCAUGGCUUGCUACAUUCUGCACUCCUGAGCCUUUCUAGGAAAUGCUGGAGAGGCCUGACACCUGCUUGAGUUGCCACGGAGAGAGUCAAGACUGUUCUUUUCCCAACAGCUGAGAGAACUCUCGAUGCCUGUGCAGUGGGGCACACCCAAGCACAGGCACAGUGUGUCCUUAAAAAGAAUGGCAUUUGUAGGACAUUAAACAAUCUGAAUCUAGUUCACAUCAGAUGAUGAAAACCUGGGCUGAUUCAGUACAAGACAGGGAAGCCCCAGCGUUGUGCAGCCCUGAGCCUGGCUCAAGGGCCUCCACUGGUCCUCUUCACUCAGUUUGUAGGUGGGGCAAUGUACAUCUAAUCCAUCAAGCUGUUGCUGCAAAGUUUUUUGCAUCUACGCAAGGCCGUUUGCACUGGCCAUUUACAUCCUCUGAUGGGUUUAGGACUGGUUGACUGGCAUGCAAGCCAGACUGUAAACAUGAUCCAGAAGUUGUUUCACAAUAUGAUAUCGUGCCAUAUGUACGGGAGCGGUGUCAGGGCUGUUGCCUGCAUGGAAGAGAAGGACCCCUUGAGGGCAGGGGCAUCUAGAAAGAAGGGAAGGCACAGCUUCAAAGGUGGCAGAAUCCGAUUUUUCACCCAACGGUGGUUUUGGCAACAAUCUCGAGAGCAAAACCAUAAUGGAGCAGGGGGCGGGUGUGCCCCGAUGGGAUGGCUCCGGGGCAAAGCCGGCAGUGGGCACGGAGGGUAACACCCAGCGCCUGCUGCUCCUCAUUUAUAGCGGGGGAGAGGACUUUGAGCCCGGCCACGGCAGCAGCGGGACAGGCGCUGAGCUGCCCCGGCACGGCCUCGCCUCCCGCUGCGCUCUGCCCUGCGCCGAGCCCGCCCGGCUGCAGCCGCACGCCCUGACUGCACGGGCCGGAGAUGGGACAGGACAAUUGCAAACCCCAGCCCGGAGACCUGAUCGAGAUCGACCGGACAGGUUACCAGCACUGGGCGCUCUACGUGGGGGAUGGAUAUGUCAUCCAUGUGACAGAUGAAGAAGCCACAUCCCUUACGCUUAGCAGCUCUUCAAUACGUGCCACAACGGCCAAGGUGAAGAAGCAGCUCCUGAAGGCUGUGGUGCGAAAUGAUAAAUGGCGUGUCAACAACAAGUAUGACCGCUCCCGCACUCCUUUCCCUGUGAAGAAGAUCAUCCAGCGUGCAGAGAAAUGCGUUGGCAGGGAGAUACCAUAUGAUGUGCUUUACCAGAACUGUGAACACUUUGUGACAAAGCUUCGCUAUGGAGAAGGAGUCUCUGAUCAGGUCAGAAAUGCAGCUGUUGGAGGUAUAGGUAUAAUAGGAACUACACUUUUUGGUGCUGCUGUUCUUAUUGGGAUGGCACUGUCUGAGAACAAAUCCAGGACAUAGUACUAAUGAUGAUCUGUCAGGAAGAGUUCAGAGCAAGGCAGAGUGAGCUCCUGGAAACAGCAGUCAGCUUUUCCUACACCUGCCAUCAAGGCUUCCUACCAACUGUGCCACCUUUGCUGUAAACAUUCAAUAAUCCUUAAUAAAAUGUCUGCAAUAUGAAA
Taeniopygia guttata (zebra finch) is the source of this 2824-nucleotide messenger RNA. Its product is annotated as phospholipase A and acyltransferase 1. Gene Ontology annotation, molecular function: A2-type glycerophospholipase activity; glycerophospholipid phospholipase A1 activity. Lineage: Eukaryota; Metazoa; Chordata; Aves; Passeriformes; Estrildidae. Gene Ontology annotation, cellular component: cytoplasm. Gene Ontology annotation, biological process: N-acylphosphatidylethanolamine metabolic process. The record is from RefSeq and is a predicted model, not a curated record.